Messenger RNA from Aplysia californica (California sea hare), 1306 nucleotides. Its product is annotated as exosome complex component RRP43. The transcript has 11 exons. The coding region runs from base 32 to 856 and encodes 274 amino acids. Gene Ontology annotation, cellular component: nuclear exosome (RNase complex); cytoplasmic exosome (RNase complex). Gene Ontology annotation, biological process: nuclear mRNA surveillance; nuclear polyadenylation-dependent rRNA catabolic process; TRAMP-dependent tRNA surveillance pathway. The record is from RefSeq and is a predicted model, not a curated record. NCBI's taxonomy places the organism in Eukaryota, Metazoa, Mollusca, Gastropoda, Aplysiida, Aplysiidae.
CAAUUUCUACGGCGAAAAAAAAACAAUCAACAUGGCUGAAGAAAUACGACUUGCCCAGCCCAAGGAGUACUACAGAGCUUUCUUGGAGAAGGAAGUACGUCCUGAUGAUCGUGAAUUAGGAGAAUUUCGACCGACCGUCCUCAAUAUUGGAUGUGUUUCAACAGCUGAGGGUUCAUCUUUGGUGAAGCUUGGUAACACCACUGUCAUGUGUGGGAUUAAAGCGGAAGUUGCUGAACCUCGCUACGGGAGACCUACCGAAGGCUACAUAGUGCCCAAUGUGGAGUUAUCUCCCUUGAGCUCCCCAAACUUCCGGCCUGGUCCGCCACCGGAACAAGCUCAGGUUCUCAGUCAAAACAUGGUCGACUUCUUAGACACUUCUCAGUGCAUUAAACUAGACAGCUUAUGCAUCAGCUCUGGAAAGUUGGUCUGGGUGCUAUAUAUAGAUCUGGUGUGCCUGGACUACGAUGGCAAUGUUAUGGAUGCCUGCACUUUAGCUCUGAUGGCUGCUUUGAAAAAUACUUCCCUGCCAGUGGUGACAGUUGACGAGGACACCGGCGACGUCAAGACUCACCUCUCCACUCACAGCUCGCUCUCUGUGGACUCUUGUCCCGUCUCCACCACCUUCAUCGUCUUUGACAACACGGUUCUGCUUGUCGAUCCCACAAGAGAGGAGGAGUUGUUGGCGACGGGAGCCGUAACCGUGGUGACAGAGGGAGACAACCUGUGUAGUGUAUAUAAGCCUGGUGGCUCUCCUCUGACAGAUGAGCAGGUUGAGAUGUGUGUGGAGCGAGCGUUUGUUCGAGGGAAGGAAGCCACGGCUCUUAUCACAGACACACUCUGCUCCAUAGACAGAUAGCCAUGAAUAAAUAUUAAUAUGUACCUCCAAAUGUUUGUCUUUUUUUUUUCAUACCCCCAUACCCCCCCCCCCCCCCCCCCCCUUUUUUUUUCCUUUGCGCUCUUUUUGUUUUUUUCUUUGUUGUUGGUGAUGAUUCCAUGAAAAAGUUGUUUUGUAAAUGAACUUGUUACUUAUGUCCAGUUAACCAUUUAUGAAUAUAGUCGAGUACAGAUAACUCAAACAUGUCUAGGGUUGACAAAUGUGUUCAACCCAGCCAUUUUUCGGGUAAACUGAUAUAACGAAACAUUAAAAAGAUAUCAGAUGGGCAAUGGCAAAUUGUAUGAGCUAUCUGUAAUUUCAAGUUUUCCAUGUUUGUGUUAUCUGGGCCUAAAUGUGCGUUACGUUCAUAUUCAAAAACCUGCAUUUUCAAGAAAAUAAAAAUUUGACCAGCUGAUGGUUGGGCUACAAUUA